AUGAACGAGACAGCAACAAGCAGCUUCAUACCCGAAGGCGACAUCACCCGGGACUACAUCUGUGACACCUUAAGAAACUGGGCAGAAGCUGCGCCACACUGGCAGCACAUACUCGAGAUCGAAAUAGACACGAAGACGAACAUUUGCAACGAUGUAUACUUCAUAGACGAUGCGAAGAUCCCAGCCAUCACGCUUCCAAAGGAGGACGAGGCCGCUAAGACCGAGGAGACCAGCGAAGGGAAACAGCUGACGGUUGAAAUGCUGUCGGGCCAGGUGGUGCAGAUCAAAGUACCAGCCCCGUACACAGUUGCUCAAGUGAAGCAGUGCCUGGAGCCCCGCCUUGGAAUUCCGGCUUUCCUGCAGGGGAUUAUUGCCGGUGCUGAAGAACUCCCAGACGAGGCUGUCGUGACUGGGGAUGCGGUUGCGUUUCUGCAGCGGGAGCCGCCCAUGAUUGAGGCAGAGGACUUCUUGCGUAGCAUGGUCGAUAUGUCUUGGGAUCCUGCGGAUAUUUUUCGUAGGUGGCACAAAUUCGACACCUACAAUGAGUUCCCGAGACUCCAGUCGGAGCUGUUGGAGUGGGCGCUGACUCACCGCAACAUGCAGAAUGUGCCCUUGUCCACAGACCAGGUGCUUGGAGUCCUUGAUGUUUGGCUCGAUCUAAAUGAUAAAGCAGGAGCACAUCCAGAAGGCUUCAAAGAAUAUGUGGAGAAGAUCACUGCGUUUAUGCGCCAUUGCUGCUACAGCCCGUCUUUGCUGGUGGUCUACAAUGAGCCCUAUGGCCACGACGACGACUUAGAGCAUGUCUUCUUCUUCGUCGGCAGGCUGAGAAGUGAGCCGCAGACCUUCGUAGUGCAAAGCUUCCUCUUCAAUUGCUGGAUCUGA
This is a messenger RNA of Symbiodinium necroappetens, 882 nucleotides long. Lineage: Eukaryota; Dinophyceae; Suessiales; Symbiodiniaceae. The record is from the annotation of a GenBank genome assembly.